This is a messenger RNA of Seminavis robusta, 1596 nucleotides long. NCBI's taxonomy places the organism in Eukaryota, Bacillariophyta, Bacillariophyceae, Naviculales, Naviculaceae. The record is from the annotation of a GenBank genome assembly.
AUGAUGACACCAAGUCGAAAUCAUUCCCAGCUUGCGCUGAGGCGGUUCUUUCAAUCCUACGAUAGCCUGCAGCGAGAAGCUUCGACGCUAGAUGCGGAUCGACAAUCCCUUCAAGCAGCACAAAGCUCCUACAAAGGCGUGGCCGAGGCGAUGGAGCAAAGCAAAGCUGCCGUUGAGAAGAACAUUGCUUUCAUCACGGAACAGAAAGAUCGUAUCGAGCUGGUUUCCAGUCACUGGUUCUUCGGCACAACUUUGUAUCAACCACAGUUGUGGUUGCGCGGUGGAUGCCAAGGAAAGAUAGACCGGGCGAAAGAGAAACUGGAAACUGCAGAGAAGCAGCAUCCUAUUCUAGAGGAAACGCUACGAGUUCAGCAUGAAAAGGAAACGGCCGCCAACGAAAUGCUGCGACAAAAAGAAGCCGCAUUUGGAAGGGCAGCGGAUGCUGACAAAGAAGCCAAGCGGAUGAAAGAAGACAUGGCGAUUCAACACCCCACAUACGCCCUCAAUAGCCUGGUACAAGAUGAAGCAACAUUGAAGAAGAAGAUUGAAGAACACCACCAAAGAAAGAACCACAUAGAAAACACUAGAUUGUCGCUAAACGACGCCACCCGAUGUGCUACCAAUGCAGAAUCUCAUGUCAAAGCGGCUGAGGACAAGCUUCGACAAAUUGACGGACUCGCAACAGAAGGCCUCGCACUUUCUCUGCCCAGCGGCGGAUCGACAACCACUACGAGUCUCGAAGAUGGGGGGAAGGAAGUCAUCAAAGAAGGAGCCUCCUCUAAUCCAUAUCGAGACUACACGAGGUUUGAUGAUGCGGGCAACAUUGUUAUGACAAACCAUCCGUGUCCAAGUGGCUGUGGAUUUGUUGUUACAUUCCAUCCCACCCAUUGUUGCGCCGCUUGUUCAAAUCCAAACAAUGGAGGCGGGUGUCAUGGCAAACGGUGCGAAGGCAUCCCUCUUGCCUCCCAGGAGGGUGCCACCGAACUCUGGAAAAAGUUUCAAAGGCAACGCCAAGCACACGAAAAGAAACUAGAUCAGAUGCGCCAUCACGUUCAACGAGAGUUGCAUGAUGCAAACCGAGAACUACAAAAAGGGUUUGGCAUAUUUCGGAGAACAUGCGCUAGUCUCAAUGGUGGCUCAGUCGACGCAAACUCUUUGGCUUGGAUGCCACCGGCAGGAAGUUGCUGCUCGGGUAGCUGCUCCUGUUGCCCCGUCUCUACUAGAGGGAGUCAGGUAAGAGCACAAGCUCACCAGCUCCAACUGGCCGUGAAGGACCAAGAGUUUGAUUUGAGGCUGAAAAAACUGAUAGAAGACCAGGAAGGGAAAAGAUUAAAUGAAGAGCUCAAUACGAAGAAAUCUCAGAUUGCAGACGAGAAGGAUGCCAUCUUUGCCUCGCUGCGCAUCUCCUCUGAAAAUGAUGGCGAUUACGAUGAUGGCGACACGUUGGAUGAUAGCUGGGAACGGCCGCCGGCGAUGUCACCACACUACAACAUUCCAGUCAGUGCGAUUCCGGCUACGGUCUUUGACAGACCUCCUCCGACAGCUCCUCGCCAACACAUUCCGGUGGCCACAGCGUCUUUGAUCAACAACAUUUAA